Porites evermanni is the source of this 10773-nucleotide messenger RNA. The record is from the annotation of a GenBank genome assembly. NCBI's taxonomy places the organism in Eukaryota, Metazoa, Cnidaria, Anthozoa, Scleractinia, Poritidae.
AUGAUCCCAAAUAACGUGGUUCAGAUAAAAUUUAGAAAGUUUUUAUUUUUGUGUGCACACACAAAAACACAGGUUUUUUUUUAUAAGAUAUAUUUCGUCUUGAUAUUUUACAGAUGCAUAGAAACUUUAUUAUCCACAAGGCAUUUGGCGCCUGAUAGCAUAUGCGUUACAUAGACAAUAAAGGUUGCAAAAAGUAAUUUUUCAGUCCUUGACAAUUUUAUCUUCAGUUACUAGAUAAGAACGUCGGAUAUCAUUCAGAUUUUCCUUGAGGCAUCUUUCGCUUUUCGCAUGCAAAUGAUGCAAUCCCAUACGUAUCUGGCCACUUUUUUGUGCCUCUUCUUCUUGCUUCUUCAUGCUUAUCAACUCAAAAAGGCGGUGCAUGGAGCCACAGAAUCAAGAUCAAGAUCUUAUUGAGCUUUUAUAUUUAGCCAGUCAAAUAGCUCUCUUCUACGGUUCCUGUAUAGGCUGAGCAAUUUAAGAAAUUUCUGUUUUUCGUUCUCACUCUCCGUCGGUUUUUGCAUAAGGGGCAAAUUCUUUGGCCGGUGUGGAGGCAAAUCCGACCGUAAUUCGCAAGCAGGCUCACUAGCAAUCGUAAGUCGGUGUUCUAAAGGCGGAAAGCGGAGAAAAGCAUGCCUGUGCGAUUCCCUUUUCUCUUUCUAAUCCAUUCUCACUAGGGACCCAGGCUCUUUAUUCUCACUCAUUCUCCCUUUUUCUCUGCCAUUCCCGGGGGUUAACCUCUUUCUGGGUGGUCAUCUUUCAUUUGGAUUUCUUUUUUCAAUUACAGCGGGAAAUUUACCAUGGUUGUUUACCAUUUAUAAAAAAAAUUCCGGGAAAUUUUGGUUGGGAAUUACGAUACGUGUCGUUUUACCAUUUGCCUAAAAUUUCCGGAUUGUCGCGCGGCGCUAGACUGGAUUCUAGUUACAACAAAAAACUAGUACGAAACUCAAGAAACUUGUAUGGGAAUGGUAAACGAAUUUCCAUUCGGAACGUCCCAACUGGGAAAACGGGACUACCUGUGGGACGAACCAAAAAUUCGUUUACCAUUUACAUCCCAACAAGAAUUUCCGCGAAUUUGUGGUAAAUGGUAAACACCCCAUAUUUGCUCGAAAAAGCGCCAUAAACCGACUUUUCUCAGCCCGAAGCCCCUUAGCCUCAAAAGGCAAGGUUACAAAGCCAGACCAAGAUGGCGGACGGAGGAGCACAUGUUACAGAAUUUCAUUUACACUCACCCUAAAGGCAAUGUCGAUCCACAAAGUUUGGUGGUCUCGCGUUUUUCCACCAGCUAGGCAAAUAUUCUUGCUUGGGAAUGCCUUAUAUCGACAAUUUUUGUACCCAAGGUGUAAUAUCACAUCAGCCUCACCAAGGAUCGCGAGGUGUCUGUCUUCAUUUAGAGGUGCGAGUUUUCAGGAUGUUUCAAUUCUUUUGUACAUUAAGAUAAGCUUUUUAUGGGGCUUGGUGAAAGUUCGGCUGUUUCUCUAUAUCCUAAUACUAUUGUUAUGCAUAGAUUUUGUGAUUUUUUCCCAUCAUGUUCCGUUAGGUAGUUGGGGGAAUAAUAAAAAGGAUUGCUUGUAUAGUGGAGUGGUCAGUGUAAAACGAAGACUGUGGACCUUUGUUUUCACCACGCAAAUGAGUACGAGACAACAAGUCAUUCCGUAGUCUGCAUUUUACACUGCCCCAUAGUGGAGGGGAACAGGCAGGUGGGGCCUGGGAGAAUAAGGGCGGGAAGGGAACAAGAGACGUAGGGGGAAGGGACGGAAAGCGUUAGGCUCUGACCUCCAGUCCCCUCCCACUGAAAGCACUCUGGGGGUAUUUUAGCAUUUUAUGAAUAGCACAGGCCCUGUUAGGGUAACAUUCUGUCAAGUGACAUAGCCUUGAUAUAGAGGGGUGAAUAGGCUAAUGGAGUGGCAGAUUUUGAAAAUAUUUGUCCGGGAUUUUGCAUUCAAAGCCAGAUUUUAAUGGGUUUCCGGAUCCUGCAAUUGCAGGGGAUGGCGGAUUCAUCUGUUUCCUGGGCGCGGAUUUUGGACUUUGCAUGUAAUUAAAAUAUUUUUGCCCGGAUUUCGGAUUCAGGGCAAAAAUGGAAGAGCAGAUUUCAUUAAUAAAUCAUAACAGAUUCCCCCCUCCCCCUCUUGAAACAGUGCCAUAGGAAAGCAGAAAUGGCGACGAACAACUCAAAGAUAGGUCAAAACUGCAACAGCGACAGAAAAAAGCCCAAAUACAAUAGAAAAGUACUGACAGCGACAUGGUUUCCUCCUCAAUACAGUAUGUGAAACAACAGGUUUUGAAAUUCAGACAUAUUAACCUCCCUAAGAGGAGCUGCAGCAAAAAAAUACUGUUGCUGUAAUAAUGAUAUACUGAUACGCUUGACAGUAACAUUAGGGAGAUGUGGUCAAGCUUAUGGCUCAAGCCAUUCCAAGCAUGCCUAACCCCCUCCCCCUGGGCAUUUGUCAGGCAUUUGUCAUCAUGUCAGUCCUGGCAGUGGGAUUUGUCAGAAACACUUUUUGUCAGAAACACUUUUUGCCUCAUUCAUUCUUCAUUCUGCCUGAUUCAUUCUUCCAAUUCUUCUAGAAGUGGCUAACGUCAUUCCUUUUUCAAUCUUCCACUUAAAAUAAUACCUAUUUGGAUAGCUCUAGAUAAUUAUUUCUAUAAGGAAUAUUAUUUUGUGAUGCACGUGGAGGGAAAGCAAUCAAUGUAUCAUUUGAAGAGUUCAAAGGAAAAGACACUUUUUUUGUGCGUAAAUGGUUGAGGCAGAAGACCUGGAAAACUCUGCAUGCAUAGUAUGAUCUUAAUUAGACUGCAAAACAGUCCAUAUUUUUGCGUAUUCAAGUACUCGCAAGCAGUCAAAAGAAAGAUCUGAAACGGUUCCAUCAUGAUGGGAAAAUACUCAUGUUAAGCUCGUCAGAAGUUUGUUUAUCAUUCAAUAUCUUAAUAAAUUAUAGUUCUGUCAUUAAUAUUAAUCAGAUAUGAAUGUGAUCUUUUUCGCAAUAAAUAUAACUAGUGGCUAGGUGCGAUUUGCAACUCACAUUUUGAUCAGAUUAAAUCAGAUUUACCACAAAUAUGGUAUUUGCAGCUUAUUUACAGGGAAAUGCAAUUUUGGUGUGUCCUGGGGUGGGGCAUUUGCACCCUCUGUUUAAACCCCACCAUGGGGUUUUUAUAUGAAUCGCCCAGCCCCACCAUCAGGCAUUUGCAGCUUUUCCAAAACAAAAUGACCAAUUCCUGGCAGGGGUAUGGGUACGCUUAGGACUGAGUGAGCCAUUAGGACCACAUGAUCUGGUCAUAGUCAGCAGGAUAAAUUGCGCAUGAAAAUUUCUCACCCUCUGAAUAAAAGUUGUAAAUCUCAGUUGUCUUACAUGUGAGAAGUCACCACUGUUGCUUAAGCUGGGGAUUGUUGACUGAAUUCACUGUGUGACGUAUGUAGUGGACUCACCAAAGCUUGUCAUCUUAAUUGGUCACUAUCGAUUGACUUAAUCACUUAGUAUUAUCUUUUAUUUUCUUUUCAGUGAGGAAAAGAUUUUAUAAAAAUGCUGGAAUUCAGGAAGCAGAGGGUAAGAAAUUAUGGCAUCGCAUAAAAAUUCAGUGUGAAUAUGCCUUGGUAAAAUAAAAUAACUUUUAAAUCUGUUGUAACCAAAGGUGGCUUUCAGAUCACAGUGGAUAACAAAAGAGUGAAGACUCCAGCAGGGAAUCCAUUGAUUGUUCCCACCAAGCCACUUGCAAUGGCUGUUGCUGUUGAAUGGAAUUCACAGAAGGAGACUAUAAAACCUGAAAACAUGCAUCUGGUAUGGUAACAACAACAUUGACCAAAAAAUUAAUAUUGGACAGUGGUGGUCAUCCAUCCUAGUUAAAUGAUUCAGAAUUUCCUUUGUUUCCAGACCCUAGUUAUUCACAGAAAAUUCUGGUUUAACCUAAGAUGGAUUUAUCUAGUCACAAUCAAUCGCAAUCCCAGGGGUAAACUCAGACGUUCAUUUUUUUGGGGGGGAGGGGGCAGGAUGAAAGAAGUCCGAAUUAGUUUUUAAGUUUAUAGUGCUUAUUAUCCCUGCUGGUGAAACUCAUUACCUAAAAAGCUGAGAAAUCCUUGAUUAUUCUUCCCUAUCAAGGGUAGUUUAUACAAGUAAUCUUGAGUAAUCCCACGGCUACCUGGUUUUUACCCUCAAAAUGAAAGACGUUAGAGAUGAUGCCCUUUUAUUAGACAGGGUCAUAAUAGUACCUCCAAAAAUCCAGUUUUCUCAUUGCCCUGAAAACUACCACUAUAUGUAAAAAGAUUCAUGUCAAAUGUCAUGCACCUUUCAUGCUUUGUUAUGCAGCCCAAUCUUGAUGAACUGACCAAAAAUGACAAUGAUUUAAAAAAUGAUUUAAAAAUGUACAGGGCUGUACUCUAGCAGUGCCCAGUCGCACCCUGUCCCAGCAACUUUCUUAUGCACUUGGGUUUGUUUCUUUGGCUUCUUGAUGGGUUCAUAGCAUCAGGCUCCCCUCCAUUUUUUUAGAGUACAGCCUUGAAUUAUAUUUCUUCUCUUACUCAGACAUCUCUUAGCAACACUGUGAUUGACAAUCCACAAACAAAAGCACCUGAUGAGCAGAUCUUACAAAUUUUGGAGUAUCUCAAUUCUGAUACUGUAUGGUAUGUAAGCUCUGUGUUACAUUUUUUCAAAUUGCAUUGUGUGUGGUCAGUUGAUGUUAGGAAACUCCUGUCAUUGAUCUGAUUGGUCAACGAAGUUUUGAUGUUAUGGGCCAUCUGACUCAGUUAAGCUGUGGUUUUAUUAGCUGUGAAGACUCUAAAAUGUGAGCGGUGUAUUUCAAUCUGCGAUGGAGAGAUUAAUCAGAAAAAUCCUUACUUUUGUAAAACUUUGAAUUGCAUCUAAAAUUUUCGGGAAAAUAAUACUGAAGCCCUUAGUGUAAUGUCGAAAAGGCUCAAGUUGCCCUCAGUAGGAUGACCAUACUGAUAAAAAUUUUAUAGCACCGGUCGCUCAGAGUGCAUUUCUAGAGAUUUAAAAGUACUCUGGAAAACCUUAAAAGUGCCGUUUUCAAUGUAUUAACCCUUUAAGUCCCAAAAGUGACCAACAACAAUUUUCUCCCAACAAUAUCCAUACACUGUCAAGAAAUAAAGUUAUGAGAAUUUAUAAAAUCAUCAUCAUAGAGAAAAUUCCAUGAUCUUUUAUCAAAUUCUCUCAACUAAUUCUUCAAAGAAAUGUAUGGAGAUCAGUUUGGAGAAUUUGUAUGUGGAUAUUGGGGCUUAAAGGGUUAAGGUGGAAACCUUGGUUCGGUACCCCUAGACAUUGAAGGAGCACAUCACAUUUGGUCUGAUGCUAUUGCCUUUGUUGUUAAUAAUGCUACGUAACUGGGAUACUUUAUUGCAGUUUCUUCGCUGAUGAGCCAAAGGAGUUAGUGGAUCUGCAAAUGAAAGAAUGGAAACCUCUUGUUGAAUGGUUUGGUGAGAGGUAUGUGUCAAAGAGCAUACGAAGCAUGCACCGUAUUCAGCAAUAUAUUUUUUUUUGGCACUGGAAAAUUUUACUGGGCUUCUUCUUUUAAUGACGUUGGCCAGCCUUGUUUUGUAAUCAUCUUUUGUGAAAUUUUAAAGAAGCUCUUUUUACACAUCAUAGUUUUAUUACCUGUGAAUAGUAUAUACUCUUGCUUUUUAAAGGAAAUGUUCCACGGGACGAUCUCAACGAUGAUUUCCAGCGCAACACUCGCGCUUUCGCGCGUCCAAAUUUAACGCCUGCCGCUUCAGGCUAUAAGCGUAACACACCGUCGGUUUUUUAACGUUGGCAACAAACGCGUUUCGGUGGAUGAUUUUUAGCGCAACAAAGGUAGCGAUGAGGGUCUGGGAAGUUGUUGGGCAGAAAAUUGAUGAUUAGGAAUGUUAGGGACCGACCAUUUGACUUUUGAGGGAGGAGGGUGGAGGGUAUGGGUGAUUUGGUUGGGGUAAGAAUUUUUUUUCAUAAACCUUUGGUGAUAGAAUUAUUUUCCUGACAUGCAACAGUGUAAGAUUUUUUUUCCAGCUUUAUACGCCAUGAAAGAUAUUUUUCUUUCAUUCUAGGAAUUUUUUUUUCGCCAGGUAUUUCCUCGCAAGAAUUUUUUUCCCUCGAAAUCAGUCUGCAGGACACAUUUAUACUGAAAUCACCCAUACCCCUCUUCCCCUCAAAAGUCAAAUGGUCGACCCUUUACAUGAUAUAGCUUGGGCAGAAUUCGUGAGCUAGCACGUUGCAAGUUAUUGACUCUUGUUCAAAAACUUUGUGCGGAAAAUUGUGCAGAAAAUUGUCCGCACAUUUAUGUUACAGUGCAUCAACUUUCAAGGCAAUGUUGUGGCCCAAAAAGUCGUCGCUGUAAAUCGUCUUGUGUAGCAUCACUCAGAGUCGUUUUGUUAUUUUUGGUUUACAGAUACCGUGUUUCGAUAAAACCAAGUACUGGUCUACUGAUAGCUGUACCAGAUGAAGCUAUUGACAGACUAAAAGAUUAUCUCUCACCUCUGAACAAGUGGUCUCUAGCUGGUCAGUGUCACGUGAUUUCCUUACUUUUCUUUACUUUUCAGCGGUUUGGGUUGAGUGUUUGAGGAUUGAUUUAUUUGCAUUGGAAGAUCGGAAAUUUCGGCCGCUGUACAGCUCACCGUGGUGGAAAAAUUUCUGUAAGAGGUGAAAAUCCUCAGACGAAUAAUUCCUCUUUUUUCGCUCCAUUCGGAAUUCCAGAAUUAUUUCUGUACCAUCGUCCGAACUACGCUCACCCGGCGACCCUUCUUCCACUCUAUUGUGACAUGCCUUUUCCAGGAAACUAACGUAGUUUCCGGUUUGAGUGGAAUUUGGCAAUAAUAAAAGUCUAGUUGUUUACCAUUUUACAGAAAAUUUCCCGUAGCCUGUUUCAGGCGCUGAGAUAGUAGACCGCGGGAGAAAAUUUGACGGAGGGGAAAAAAAACGAGGGGAGAAUAGAGAGGGAAAGCAGGGGAUGGCCCCCAUUCUUCCCUCGUUUUUCCGCCUCUUUUUUCCCGCGUACGUUUUAACUCUCUCCCCACCAUCUGAUCCCCGCGCUUUACUAUCUGAACGCCUAGAACAGGCUUAAUUUCAAGAAACUCCGGUUGUAAAUGGAACGCGACUUUUUAAGUCUAACCUGCUUAGCUGGCGGUAUCGCUCACGGCUGGGGAAGGGGCAACGGAGGGCAGCUCAUUCGGUCAUAUUUUUUCAGCCAAUCAAAUCAAACCGAGCAAUACGUUUUCUCGAGGCCAAGAAAUUUGUUAAAGUCAGUACAAAGGCAAACACUAAUAAACACACUUUCCUAGUUAGAGACCGGCUGGAAUUUGUUACCUAACCAAAUUACUGAAAAGCAAUCAGAGGAGGCUUUUUAAGAAGGCCUUCAUGUCAUGAGUUACGUGAAUAACACUGAACCCGGACACUUUUUACACUCAUCUUGCACCUACAAUCAGGGAUGGUUAUUAACCUGGGUCGCGUAGCCCCGGUUUGCCCCCCCCCCCCCCCCCCCCCCCCCCCCCCCCCCUCUUUUUUUUUCUUUUUUUUUCGAUAUUGUCGCCCCCCACCUGGGGGGGGGGGGGGGGAAAGGGAGGGCGAGCAGUGUGAGAUUUAAAGGUUUUUUUGUUACAACUUAUAAUUUCACGCGUGCGUUGUUUUUUUUUUAAUUUUACCCCGGUUUCCCCCCCCCCCCCCUCCCCUUUCCCUCCCCAAUUGUAUAUUAGCUCGUUAUGUCGAAUGUCGCGGCCAACAUUGGAAGGGAAGAGGGAGAAAAGGUCGAGCACUAUAUGUGUAAGUUAAUGGUGUUUAUGACCAAAAUUGUAAUGUCACGCGUUGUAGUUUUAUUUUUAAACUUUUGAACUGCGCUAUUGCACAUAUACGGUGAUUAGCUAUGUCCUUUGCAGAUUACACAAUUAGAAUUAGAAUUGAAGUCAUUGAACCUUACUGUAUUAGGUGUACAUUAGUAGUCAAUUAUGGCAACUAGAGUACCAGAAGUAGAUGAUCAAUUAUUUAAACAAUUUCUAUGCAGGGCUAGAAUUUGCAGUGGAAACACUGAAGUCUUUCAUCCUUGCUAUGGCCCUUAUUGACAAUUGUCUCAAUGUGGAAAGAGCUGUUUCCCUCUCAAGAUUAGAGCUUGAGUUUCAGGUAGGUGUUUUGAAAUAACUAUUAUAUCAUGUACUUAUAAUAGACAUUUAUACUACACUGAACAGUAAGGCCGCGGGAUCCGUGGGUGAUCAUUAUAAGGUUAUGGGAAACUGCCCACCUACCACUCCCUUAAGCCAACAUUAACACUUACUUCUCACUUAGGGCAAAAUGUUGGCUUAGGGGAGGGGUUAGUCUCCUUCGCAGCCGUUAUUAGGGUCGUCACUUGUCACGCAACGCUCCUCCCCACUAGUGGGGAGGAGCGUUGCGUGACGAGUGACGACCCUAAUAACGGCUGCGAAGGAGACUAGGGAGGGGUAGGUCCGUCAGUUUCCUAGAAACGUAUUGUGAUACCCUAGGGGAAAGGCUUACUGGCCUUUUAAUACGGAUUUGAUCAACUUAAAGGGUUAUUGAAAAAAAAUUGAGAUAAUGAAGAAGAGCGAAAUAUUUGUGCCACGACAAAUUGACCUCAAAAUGUUUCUAUCUCUUCUUGUGCCAAAGAAAAGAAGCAAACCGUAAAAGAAAACUGAGCGCCAUACACAGUGUUAGUAUCUGUUGCACUGUAUGGUACAUGGCAUCUUCCUUGCCGUUAAAUAGAGCUGGAGACAAUAGAAAAUAACUCGUUGGAAUCUCGCAAAAGGUGACCGCGACCGCUUAAUACAGGUCUGAAGUAAUUAAGGGUUUCCGCGACUUUGAUAAGUGACCGCUUAACAGAGGGUGACCGCUUACACAGGAUAUUAUGACUCGAGGCACAUAUACAAAUUUGCCGGCGAUCUCUUGCACGUUUCACUUUAGCUUGCAAGUUGGGGGUCGCAAACACGAUGGAUCUGAAAAUGUCGUCGUGAUCUUCAUUUCGAUUCAAUUCAAUCUUUAUUUGCUAUACGUACACUGCAGUAGGUGUAGAAAAUAAGAGAAAGUGUACAGCUUUUUUGGUUGACUAGUAAGGAAAUAAAGAAGCCUUCUUUUGAAGGACGAUAGAUCAGGUUUUCUACUGUUGGCAGCCGUUCUAAGAGUACAGUGAACUUUUGGAUACUCUUACUCUUUGUACACCAGCCAGGCGUGAAGACAGUACUUAUCAGCGUAACUGGAGUUGAAUUGUGUCUAGAAUUCAGGGGCGCCCAACGACUGUUUUCUGUAAAAUAUCUGUUCUAUGACUUGAGGAAGGCUAAAAAGUUCUAGACGACCGUUCCAUUCAUGUACUUUUUUCGAGCUUAUCUAAUGAAUUCCCUAAGAUUUUCUAAAGUGUAAUUUCGAGUACGAAAUUGCGAUGGAGAGAGGAAUCAGAAAAAUCUUUACUUUCGUAAAAUUUUAGGUAGGAUCUAAAAUUUUCGGGAAAAUAAUACUCAAGCUUUUGUAAUUCGUAAAGACUCAAUUUGCCCUAGGAUGACCGAAUAGGUACACAUUUUAUAGCGCCACUUAGAAUGCAUUUCCAGAGAUCCAAAAGUUUUCUGGAAAGCCCAAAAAGUGUUUUCAAUGUAUUUGUACAGGUAAUAGCAUGAUUUGUAGUGAUAUUUCGAAAUUGUUUUACGCAAUUUCACGAGCCGCUAGGCGAGUGAAAUUUGAGACAAUUUUGAAAUAUCACAAGUGGUAUUUAUGCCAAAUAUUUCGUACAAAUCAUGCUAUUAUUUGUUUAUACUACUACCCACAAAAGGUUCGUAAUUUUCACUUGUAGGUAUUUCAAAUUAAGCGGAAAUACCACUGCUCUAAGCCAAUCAAAUUGCAGAAUUUUCUCAUGAAGUAGUAUGAACGAGGAAGCCGUUUUUCUGCGCACGCUCCCGUCCAUAUUUGACGCCAGCCUGUCUUUGGUACAUCUUUUUUUCACUGUCACCUUUUUUCUGCUUUCAAGAUUUUGCAUGUAAAACGGUCGCAGUUGCUUGAGCAAGUUUUGUCGUACUUUACUUUUCCUGUGCAUUUGUUUUUAUAUUUUAUCUCAAGUCGUGAUUAUGUUUAUCGAAUUAUCCCGAUUCUGUUGUGGUUAUUUUACUGUAGAUUAGUCGUUGGGGAAGCGUAGAGUGGGCGCAUGACUUGGAGCUGAUGGAAACUAGAAGUAGAGUAGCUGCUGCAGCCUUGUUUUACAGUCUUAACGACAGACACAGAACAUUGUCUACGCACCCUUGAUCUUAGACACCCCGGCACCCAAUAACAUUGAGGCAGAGCUUCUGAUAAGGACAUAAAGGUGAUCUGGCCCCAGUUCUUCAAAAGCUAGAUAGCACUAUCCACCGGAUAAAUCACUGUCCAGUGGAAAACCAAUUGCGCUAUCCAGCGGAUAAUGAUUUAUCCGGCGCGGAUAGUGCUAUCCGCCCUUUAAACAACUUUCGACUGACCUGGAAACACAAAUAGUUAAAGAAAGAAACUAGGGGAUGAGUGAUGCUUGGAUAGCAACCUUUCUCUUCCCUGAGACAUUUUAACCCUUCCCCAAAAUUGAAGACUUCCUCUCGGCAGGGAUGUUUUUCUUUUAUCUUAUAUUUAAACCUAAAUCUGUAAGGUAAAGCGUGUUGCGAUCGUUUGAUAAGUCAGUGGAUAUCUAUAUUCAGCCAACGAAAAUGUGGCAAUGAGAUUUUAAGCGGACUGAGGCUGACGUACCAGUUUUAAGAGUCCAGUAAGCCUGAAAAUUACUCUCAAGCGAAGCAAAAGAAACUGAAAAGAGAAAAAGGAGAAAAAGGGAUGAGGAAGUGCGAGCUUGAGG